This is a messenger RNA of Fundulus heteroclitus (mummichog), 2040 nucleotides long. RefSeq names its product RNA binding motif protein 46 (gene rbm46). Gene Ontology annotation, molecular function: mRNA binding. NCBI's taxonomy places the organism in Eukaryota, Metazoa, Chordata, Actinopteri, Cyprinodontiformes, Fundulidae. The record is from RefSeq and is a predicted model, not a curated record. Bases 201 to 1904 code for a protein of 567 amino acids. Gene Ontology annotation, cellular component: nucleus. The transcript has 11 exons.
AAGCCUCUGAUUGGCUAAACCUGCAGAAGACUCACGUCGGUCAGAACGGAUCAGCGUCAAAGAUCCGACUCCUUGAACGACUCUUAACGGGUCCCCGUCGUUACCAGGCAACGCCUCUCCUUUUCCCGGCGAAGUUUUGACCGAAGACCACAGCUCUGCUCGCCUCUUUUACGGUGUUAUUUCUGUAAAAACGGCGGAUAAUGUACGCAGAGAGGAAUAUACCACAGCACAGAGGCGAUGGCGGCAGGUCGUCGGACGAGGACCCGGACGGCGGCGAGGCGGACCUGCCGGCGGACAGGGAUGACUUCAGGGUGUCGUGUGCGAAGGAGAUGGCCCUGCUGGCGCUGAUGGAGAAGACGGGGUACAACAUGGUGCAGGAGAACGGCCAGAGGAAGUACGGCGGGCCGCCGCCAGGUUGGGACGGGCCGGCGCCGCCGCGGGGCUGCGAGGUCUUUGUGGGAAAGAUUCCCCGCGACAUGUUUGAGGACGAGCUGGUUCCGCUGUUCGAGAAGGCGGGCCAGAUCUACGAGUUCCGCCUGAUGAUGGAGUUCAGCGGCGAGAACCGCGGCUACGCCUUCGUCAUGUACACACACAGAGAGGCGGCCCAGAGGGCCAUCCAGAUGCUGGACAACCAGGAGGUGCGACCCGGGAAGUUCAUCGGCGUGUGCGUGAGUCUGGACAACUGCCGCCUCUUCAUCGGCUCCAUCCCCAAAGACAAGAAGAAGGAGGAGAUCCUGGAGGAGAUGAAGAAGGUGACGGACGGCGUGGUGGACGUCAUCGUCUACCCGAGCUCCAUGGACAAGAACCGGAACCGAGGCUUCGCCUUCGUGGAGUACGAGUCCCACAAGGCAGCGGCCAUGGCCCGCAGGACGCUGAUCCCCGGAACCUUCCAGCUGUGGGGUCACUCCAUCCAGGUGGACUGGGCCGAGCCGGAGAAGGACGUGGACGAGGAGGUGAUGCAGCGGGUCCGGGUUCUCUACGUGCGUAACCUGAUGCUGGAGACCACGGAGGAGACGCUGCACCGGGAGUUCUCCAGCUUCAAGCCCGGCGCCGUGGAGCGGGUCAAGAAGCUCACCGACUACGCCUUCGUCCACUACCGCAGCCGCGCCGACGCCAUCGCCGCCCUCGGCCUCAUGAACGGCGCCCAGAUCGACGGCGCCACCGUGGAGGUGACCCUGGCCAAGCCCGCCGGCAUCAAGGACGGCGGCGGGGCCGGCAAGAGGUGCAACGCCAGGGGUCCCAUGGGCAACGCCGCCUCAGGGGGCGCCAGCGAGGGACGGGCCUCGUUCAGAGGCACGCCCCUGCAGACCCGCGUGGGAAACCCCUGCUAUAACGGAGGAGACGACCCGGACCGCUGGAUGUUCCCCCUGUUCCCCUGCACCCCCCUCACCCCCGUCAGCCCCCUGGCCCUCAAGCAGAGCCAGAUCGGCUCGGCCGUCAGCCUGCUGGAGUACCACUGCCUGAAGAACUGCUGGUCCCCGCCCGAGUACCAGCUGUACUGCACCGCCGGGCCCGACGGCAAGCUGCUGCUGCUCUACAAGGUGCUGCUGCCCUCCACCAGGGCCACCUACGUCCCCGACAAGCUGUGUGUGCUGCUGGACGACGCCAAGGAGCUGGCAGCCCAGACCACGCUGUGGAACCUGGAUUCCUCCGUCCUGCCUGCCGCCUCCUACGAUUCGCCCAACAGCCUGUCGCCUCCGCUCGCCAUGUCCCCCCCCUCCGACUGCGGCUCCAGCGUGCUGAGCUACGGCGGCCGGCCCUACACCCCCUGCCUCCCUACGCCCCCUCCUCCCCCGCCGCUGUCCCCCUUCCCCAUGUCUCCCCUGCCCUCCCUCUCCAUGUUCUCCCCCGCCGCCUCCCAGGCCCUGCGGCUCUACAUGAACGGCCAGUCGCCCUUCUACUGACGGAGCGUGUUGUGAUGAAGAGCUGCUGCGGAGGAGUGGCAGAAGGAACAAGGCAUGAGCGUCUCUGUGUUUUCUGAUGUUGUCUCUGUUAGAGGACGAGCGAUGGACGCUCUCCACACUCUUCUCUCUCUCUCUC